CACACCCUUGCACAGACAUUUCUUGCUGAGUCUGGUAAUACUUAUUAUGCGCCUGGUCUCCAAACUCCUCAGGCAUUGCACACGGCCGGCAACGACCAAAGCCUUGACCACCGCCUUCCUACCAAGGAGUGCUGAUCACAACGCCCUCAGAGGCGCUUGGUCACCAGGGGCGCAAGCACCGCGCCACCUCUGCGUUCCUGCUGCAGCGGCAGCUUCGGACUCGCCGGCGGCCGCUACCACAAGCGGAGCCAUGUCGGGCCCCAGCCUGAUCGUCGAGAGUGACUGGGACCAGCUGGGGACGCACCUGGCCGCCUACGAUGAACAGCGUGAGGCCAUCAUCAAGCGCUGCAGAGACAUGCAGAAGCUGGGCAAGCAGGCAGUGUACACGCUGCACCGUGGCGAGACCAGCAAGGCCGCUGACCAGCUCGCCAAGGCCGAGGCCAUCGCUCGGGAGAUGCUGCCGGCGCUGGCCAAGUACCCGGCGCUGCGGCAGGGCUCCUACGCGGCCGCCGUCGAGGAGUACGCCGAGGCGAUGGCGUUCGCUGUGUUUCUGAAGGAGGGCCGCCUUAUCCGGAGUGACGAGCUGCCACUGGCGGAGCCGGAGGAGUACCUGGGCGGUGUGCUCGACUUUACGGGGGAGCUGAACCGCUACGCCAUCGCCCGCGCCACGGUGCGCGACAAGGCGGCGGUGCAGCGCUGCCGCGAUCUGGUGGACGCCAUCAUGGGCCGCUUCCUCAAAUUCGACCUGCGCAACGGGGCGCUGCGCAAGAAAUACGACGCACUCAAAUACACGCUAAAGAAGAUGGAGAGCACGCUGUACGAGCUCUCGCUGACGGAGGCGAUGGGCUUCAAGAUGGCCAGCGAGGGAGCCAUGGAUCCCGAGGGUGCACCUGGCGGUGGCGAGGGUGCCGACGAGGAGUGAAGCAUGGGACUAAGCCAAAGCUUGUUGAGUUCGAGCCACAGCAAGUGUCGAUGUUACAGCAGGUUUUGGGGAGGAUGCCCUUGCCUACUGUGGCUAUGGCGCCAGAUAGGCUGUGCUAUAGGACCUAGCCGGGCUCUGGUGUUGAGGCGUUGUAACCCUUCUGGCUGCGUGCUUGGCUGCGAUGGCUGAUAUGGAAUGCGGCCAGGGGCGACUCACGGGGGCGACUGGAUGCGUGCCGUGAGGACUCUCGCGGAGUCACGAAUGCGAAUUGCUGUCAUGCGACGGAUCGGUGGGGAGAUGGUUUUAAAUCUCUUCCUGUCAGGGGCAGUGGCUUGCCGCCGCUAACUUGUCCUGAAUUGCUGUACGCCGCACCUUCAGUCAAGUGCAUGUCCUUUCAGGUGCUGAAUGCCUUAAAGCCCAUAAAUG
Chlamydomonas reinhardtii is the source of this 1348-nucleotide messenger RNA. RefSeq lists its product as uncharacterized. Gene Ontology annotation, cellular component: cytoplasm; nucleus. NCBI's taxonomy places the organism in Eukaryota, Viridiplantae, Chlorophyta, Chlorophyceae, Chlamydomonadales, Chlamydomonadaceae. Gene Ontology annotation, molecular function: RNA endonuclease activity; sequence-specific DNA binding; RNA binding. The transcript is spliced from 11 exons. The record is from RefSeq and is a predicted model, not a curated record. Bases 47 to 922 code for a protein of 291 amino acids.